Messenger RNA from Microtus ochrogaster (prairie vole), 2568 nucleotides. It is a transcript of the gene Cmtr2, whose product is annotated as cap methyltransferase 2. Lineage: Eukaryota; Metazoa; Chordata; Mammalia; Rodentia; Cricetidae. The record is from RefSeq and is a predicted model, not a curated record. Gene Ontology annotation, cellular component: nucleus; cytoplasm. Gene Ontology annotation, biological process: 7-methylguanosine mRNA capping; methylation. Gene Ontology annotation, molecular function: methyltransferase cap1 activity.
GAGCGGAAGUGGCGGGUGGCUUAGAGGCUUGAGGGCUGCGCGUGGAGUGGACCCGUGCGGCUCUGGUGGCCGUGAGCAGAGCCGGCUUCUCGAUUUUAACCUGGUUUGAAAAUGAGUAAGCGCAGGAAGCUCCCAGCUCAGCCGUCAGCGAGUUCUGAGACCUUCAGCCCGGAUGUCCUCGAUGACAUCUGUGAGCUCUUUGCCAAGAACUUUUCAUACUGUAAGCCACUUGCUAAUGAGUGGCAGUUCCCAGCUCCUACGGAGGUUUUCACCUGUGACCACACGGAGUUCGAUGCUUUUCUUGACUUGAAGAACUCCCUGAAUGCAGUGAAAAACCUCCUGAGUGAUAAGAAGCUGGAUGAGUGGCACGAACACACUGCUUUCACCAACAAGGCGGGGAAGAUCAUUUCUCACGUGAAAAAGGCUGUGAAUGCCGAGCUUUGCACGCAAGCCUGGUGCAAAUUCCAGGAGAUUUUGUGUAGUUUCCCGCUUAUUCCUCAGGAAGCUUUUCAGAACGGAAAGCUGAAUUCUCUGCACCUCUGUGAAGCUCCAGGAGCUUUCAUUGCUAGUCUCAAUCACUACUUAAAAUCCCACCGGUUCCCCUGUGAAUGGAGCUGGGUAGCUAAUACCCUGAAUCCGUACCAUGAAGCGAACGACAGUCUCAGGAUGAUAAUGGACGACCGACUGAUUGCAAAUACCUUGCAUUGUUGGUACUUUGGCCCAGAUAACACUGGUGACAUCAUGAACCUGAACUAUCUGGCUGGCCUUCAGGAUUUCCUCAGCAGCAUGCCCACUGUUCACUUGGUCACUGCUGAUGGGAGUUUUGAUUGCCAAGGAAACCCAGGUGAGCAGGAAGCUUUAGUCUCUUCUCUGCAUUAUUGUGAAGUUGUCACCGCUCUGACCACUCUCGGGAGCGGCGGCUCUUUUGUUCUAAAGAUGUUUACCUUGUUUGAACAUUGUUCUGUAAACCUCAUGUACCUGCUAAAUUGUUCCUUUGACCAAGUCCAUGUCUUCAAACCUGCUACUAGCAAGGCGGGAAACUCAGAAGUCUAUGUGGUGUGUCUCUGCUAUAGAGGAAGAGAUGCUGUCCACCCUUUGUUAUCUAGGAUGGUGUUGAAUUUUGGGACUGAAAUGACUAGGAAAGCGCUCUUUCCCCAUCAUGUGAUCCCCAAAUCUUUCCUUGAGUGCCAUGAAGAGUGUUGUGCGUUCUUUCAUAGAUACCAGUUAGAGACGAUUUCUGAGAACAUUCGUCUUUUUGAGUGCAUGGGGAAGGAGGAGCAAGAGAAACUGAAUAAUUUAAGGGAUUGUGCUGUACAAUAUUUUAUGCAAAAAUAUCAACUGAAGCGUCUUUCUAGAAAUCACUGGCUCGUUAAAAAAUCCAGUAUUGGUUGUAGUACAAACACAAAAUGGUUUGGACAGAGGAACAAGUAUUUUAAAACCUAUAAUGAACGGAAGAUGCUAGAAACGCUUUCGUGGCAAGAUAAAAUCGCCAAAGGAUACUUGGAUAGCUGGGUGGAGGAACAUGCUGUGUAUCAUCCUGGGCAGAAUUCCUUUUUAGAAGGGACUGCUUCCAGUCUCGAGUGCCACUUAUGGCGUAUUUUGGAAGGAAAGAAACUGCCGAAGGUGAAGUGUUCUCCUUUCUGUGAUGGGGAGAUUUUAAAGACUCUUAAUGAAGCCGUUGAAAAGUCCUUAGGGGAAGCUUCGAGUUUGGAUUCCAAGUUCAGGCCCAAGCAGCGAUACUACUGUUGUCACGUGUUUUCAGAGGAACUGCUGUUAUCCGAGUUGUUCAGCCUUACCAAGUGCCUUCAGGGUGAGCAAACUGUAGAGCCCAGCAACCCCAUAAAGUGCUUGCUUGUGGGUUCCCCAACUCUCUGUGAUUCCAAACUGCACCCGCCCCUGGAAGUCCACUUGCUGGAGUCCAUCGAUCUCCUAACCUUCAGCUGUUCCUUGCUGCACGAUGGCGACCCAACAUACCAGCACUUGUUUUUGGAGUGCCUUCUCCACUCGCUGAAGCAGCUUCAUACGGGAGAUGUCAUGAUUUUGCCUGUGCUGUCUUGCUUAACCAGAUUCAUGGCCGGCUUGAUCUUUGUUCUCCACAGCUGUUUCAGAUUUGUCACGUUUUCUUGUCCCACGUCCUCUGAGCCCCUCAGGUCCUGUGCAGUCCUGCUGUGCGUGGGCUAUCAGAGCCUUCCCAGUCCCGUUCUCCAGUACCUGCAGAACGUUAGCGAGCUGCUGAGCGCUUUGCUCCUCUCUGGUGCGCCCCAACAGGUUUUACAGUUUGUGCCGAUGGAGGUGCUCCUCCAGGGCACACUGCUGGAUUUUUUGUGGGAUCUGAAUGCUGCCAUUGCUAAAAGGCAUUUGCAUUUGAUUAUUCAAGAAGAGAGAGACAAAGUCAGCAACAGCCUUGAGUCACAGAAUUGAACAUGUCACUGUUGAGAUUCAGUUUUGUGACCUCCAGCUUCUGCCCUCUCUAUUUAAUGCCUUUCGUUUUGGAGAAAUGCCAAUUUUUGUAUCAAAGGACAUUAAUGAUGGAAAGUUACAGCUUGUUCUGAUCUGAAGGAUAUAUGU